Molecule: messenger RNA, 783 nt
Organism: Gongylonema pulchrum
Lineage: Eukaryota; Metazoa; Nematoda; Chromadorea; Rhabditida; Gongylonematidae
Source: the annotation of a GenBank genome assembly
AUGUAUACCCCGGAAGAACUGAAUCUGGCGCAUCUGCCGAACUGUACAUUGCGAUUUGCCUGCGUUUUGGAGGAUCAUCUUAGCGAUUAUGACCAAAUCGCGAAACUCUUGGCCAUCACAGUGGAAACAGAAUGUUUUUCGGGUGAUUCUGAUGCGAAAGAGAUCGAACCGUUGAUGCCCUAUUCCAUAUCCGAUUACGAUUCUCUCGAAACAUAUGCCAAACGUCUUGCACAGGAUCUAUUCGAUACGCCAGUUUAUACGUUGAAAUGUGGCUCACUUGAAGGAUAUUUCAACGUGCAUCCAGCAGUGGUCCAGGACGAAUGGAGUAAAACAAUCACUAUCGUUGGUUUCAUGCCCGCGAAUGUUCUGGCAAAUGUGCCAUCGCCUCGACAUUAUUUUAUAGUGAUUCCUGAACCAGCAGCGGGCAAAUCGGAAUUGCUGUGCAUGCUCUGUGAAGGAUUGCGUGCUGAGGAAUAUGUGGCAAUAUGUCGAAUAAAGAAUAAUCUCUAUGGAGCUUUGUAUGCGCUAAGUUUCGCUGAGGAUGAAGCUCCAGCAGAUCGACUUUGUCUUGAGUUGUUCCCGUUCGGAUCAAAGCCCGUAUUUUGGGUCCCCUCAUUGAAGAAAAUCAAAUGCCAGAGUGCUGUGGAUGAUGCAAGCGAAGGGCCGUUAUUCUGUGUUCAAAAUGACGGUCUUGCGCGACCAUCGUAUUCGUCGGUACAGAGGACUUGCUGGUCGGAUGCACAUGGACUCCAAAGUGAUUUCCAGAAAAUUGUUCGGAACUAA